Messenger RNA from Tribolium castaneum (red flour beetle), 1438 nucleotides. It is a transcript of the gene tj, whose product is annotated as traffic jam. The record is from RefSeq and is a predicted model, not a curated record. Bases 16 to 1146 code for a protein of 376 amino acids. Gene Ontology annotation, biological process: regulation of transcription by RNA polymerase II. Gene Ontology annotation, molecular function: DNA-binding transcription factor activity, RNA polymerase II-specific; RNA polymerase II cis-regulatory region sequence-specific DNA binding. The transcript is spliced from 2 exons. NCBI's taxonomy places the organism in Eukaryota, Metazoa, Arthropoda, Insecta, Coleoptera, Tenebrionidae. Gene Ontology annotation, cellular component: nucleus.
UUCGCACUUGGCAAUAUGGGAGUCAUAAAGUCCUCUACCAACAAUAUGGUGCGAAUAUCCUCGGUGAUGACUGGCUACAGAGGUAUAAACAAAUUUCCGUUCCUCAAAUCUCUCUACCUAUCGUCGCUGCCGGAGGCGUUCCCUCGCAAUCGCCGCCCCCAACGAAGCUCGGCGCUCGCCGCCGCCGCUCUCAGUCGCAUUCCGCCGCCGCCGCGACUCUCGAAUGCCACGCGAAACCCAGUGCCAGUGCGUAUGCAGCAGACAAUCGGUGCACACAUGGACCAGGAGGACCAGCAUCUAGCGGAAGAGUACGUCCAGGACUUCGUCCUCGACCACUUGGAGAGCGUGACGGUCAAGAGCGAGGAUAAGAGGAUGGAGGAGUGGGUGCAGAGGGAUGACAGGUGCCGGCAGUGGGACGACAGGAGGAUACCGCCGCUGUCGCCGCCGCCCGACUCCAUGUACCCCCAACAGCCCAUGCUGGUCAGCAUGGCCGUCAUGAACGCGCCGGGGACUCCCCCACAAACCCCCCCGAGUAAUUCCCCCGACAACUGCCGCCCGCCGAUGAUGGACGAGAUGAUGUGGUUCCCGCAGACCGUCAGGUCCGAGCCCUUGGACCUCAGGCCCCUGCACUGCAUGGGCGGCGAGCCCGACUGGGAGCGCAGGGAGUAUAUCCCGUCAGGGAUGAUCAUGGAUAAUGGGCACCAUAUCAUCCAUCAAAGGCCGCAGUCGGUGUGCAGCGGCGCCAGCACAGUGUCCCCCCGCCUCAACCACAACACCACCAGCGGCUACUCCACGUGCAGCGACGACCUGGGGCUCGACGACCAGAUGCUGAUGACCCUCUCCGUCCGCGAGCUGAACAAGCGGCUCCACGGCUGCCCCCGCGAGGAGGUCGUCCGCCUCAAGCAGAAGCGGCGCACCCUCAAAAACCGCGGCUACGCACAAAACUGCCGCUCCAAGCGUCUCCAGCAGCGCCACGACCUGGAGCAAACCAACCGCUCCCUCCAGAGCGAGCUCCACCGCAUCAAGAUCGAGCUGGCCAGGGUGAGCCAGGAGCGCGACCUGCUGAAGCAGCGGCUGAAUCUGGGCCGGCAGCAGGUGCAGCACCUCAACUCCGAGGGCCAGAGCUCGCCGGAGUUCUAUCUGUGACAUCAUUUUCCGGGGCGGAGGAUCUAGUUCGGCCCCAGAGACUUUUUGUACAAAGUGCGGAGGCUUCUUAGCGUCUAGGGUAGAGGUCGCUUUCGGUUUUGAUUCGGUUCGAGGUCACGGAUGAGUGAUACUGCAUAUCUUUUUUAGUUUUUCGGUUUUUUAUUGACGAUGAUAUAUUUUUAUAUGGAUCUGGUGGCGACGAGGCCCGACGGUUGUGUUUUUGAAUGAUAUAUCUAUACUAUGUUACGUUGUGUAAAUAACAUUAGUAUCAAUAAAUUUAUGGUUUAGAACA